CGCAGGCCUGUGUGGUUUGGUGCGUGUUGAGGUGGGUGGGGGUGCUGCAUUCUUCCGCUCUGAUGAAAGAACGAAUCAUGUGAUUUUACGGGAUCCGUAGUCGCAAGGCUUUCAGAAGAUGCAAACUGCUGUAGCUUGCACAAGGCUUCUUUCAAGAGCGUUUCUAAAUGGAAUAUACAAUCGGAAUGCGUCCGCGUCGGGACUGCCGUCUUCACGCAGUGAGAAAGGACACAGUGAUGGUAAUUCAAGCGAAAGUGAUCUGAAGCAUGUAAGGCACGGCCAUUCAAAUGAAACGAACGAAAAUACUGUGAUUCCAAAGCCCAGAUUAGUGUCAGGGAUCUCAGGAAUCCCUAAAAAUUUACACAUGAGGAGAAUGAAUCCUUUUCAAUUUGGUGAUGACUCAUGCUUUGUAUCCCAGCACAGCAGCGGAGAUGUCCUUGGUGUGGCGGACGGCGUGGGCGGCUGGCGACAGUACGGCGUCGACCCAGGAACCUUCAGUGACGCUCUGAUGCGCGCCUGCGAGCGCGUGGUGGCGGCCGGCGCGUUCCGGCCGCAGCAACCGGCCCAGCUGCUGGCGCGCGCCUACGCCGAGCUGAUGGACAGCAAGGAGCCGAUCGUGGGCAGCAGCACCGCCUGCGUGGUGGUGCUGAGCCGCGAGACGGGCCGCCUGCACGCGGCCAACAUCGGCGACUCGGGCUUCUUACUGGUGCGUGACGGCCGCGUGCUGCUCCGUUCCGAGGAACAGCAGCACUACUUCAACACUCCCUACCAACUGUCCAACGCGCCACCCGGACAGGACGGACAGGUGCUAGCGGACCGACCGGAGGCGGCGCGCACCUCCGAGAUGCCGGUCCAGGCGGGUGACGUCAUCAUGCUGGGCACAGACGGCGUGUUCGACAACCUGCCGGACGCCAUGCUGGUGCGCGAGCUGAGCGGCCUGCACGGCUGCGCCGACUGUCACCGGCUGCAGGCGGCUGCCAACGCCAUCGCGCUCAUGGCGCGCCGGCUCGCCUUUGACGGCACGUACAUGUCGCCGUUCGCCAAGAACGCGCUCACGCACGGCAUCGACGCCGUCGGUGGAAAGCCGGACGACAUCACGGUGGUGCUGGCCACAGUGAUAUCCUAGCAGCUCCGUCGGCCGCGCCGCGCUCCUGUGCAAUCGCGUCGGUCCGUACUUAGAUAGGGUAGUAGGCGGCUCCGGGCGCGGCGAGCAGGCGGAGCCGGGCCGGCAGAGUCGGGUGACGUCGAGCGUGCUGGGUGAAUGGUAGCUGCGUGCGUGCGUGUACGCCGUUUCAGUGAUCGUGCCAUUGAAUCUGUGGAAAAGCAUUCAAGGGCCGUUAUUUUUGUCUGGCCGUUUUGUACGUUUGUCAGUAGCGGCAACGAGAUUCUUGGUUCGGUCUGUCCCUGGCGACUUCAUGUGUUCCAUUUGCUAGCCCGGAUUUAUCAGCGCCUUGUGUUGCGGGCGGCACGACGGUGGCGCCGCCGGACGGUUGGCCGCCGCAGGACGGCGGCCCUGUGGCGCUCCGCCCCGCCCGGUCGCUGCCGCCCGGGCAGAGCUGGAGCAGUGUCCCGACGUGACCCGAGAGGGGCCGCCCCCUUCCCUCCCGGCCGGCCGUGCCCGUCGGAGCGGGUCGCGGCCGGCGUGGUGUAGUCGCUUUAGUGAUAUUAGCGUGUCGGCUCCUGGUGGAGGCCGGGCGAGUGUGAGCUGACGCUGCCUGGCGUCUCUCCCGCCACUCUGAGAAACGACUGUACAUAAUGGCAUAUUCGGCUCUGCACGAAUAAACAUCACACAGCACGGAUAACAUC
Pollicipes pollicipes is the source of this 1806-nucleotide messenger RNA. Its product is annotated as protein phosphatase PTC7 homolog. The coding region runs from base 119 to 1126 and encodes 335 amino acids. Gene Ontology annotation, biological process: protein dephosphorylation. Lineage: Eukaryota; Metazoa; Arthropoda; Thecostraca; Pollicipedomorpha; Pollicipedidae. The record is from RefSeq and is a predicted model, not a curated record. Gene Ontology annotation, cellular component: mitochondrion. Gene Ontology annotation, molecular function: protein serine/threonine phosphatase activity. The transcript is spliced from 4 exons.